AACUGCUUGCCAUCGAUGACUCUUGUGGACAACACAAAACCAAUAUUCCAAUCAUGGCGGGCGAAAUCCAAUCAAGCAGUGGUGGUGGUGACCCAUUAAGGGCAGUUGAUGAGGGUCCUCCUCAUAAAUAACACAAAAUUCAACCACCACCACCACCCUAAAAUUACUAUGUAAAACUUUCACCAACAACACAGACAACAACAAACAAAAAAACUACUAUAACAAUUAUCAAAAUCAAAUUAAGAAAAAAAAAAACAUCAAGGACUAAACUUAAUUUUCAAUUCUCUUAAAAUAAAAAAAAAACUAUUUAGAAAUUAAACAAAAACAAAACGAUCUAAAUCAAAGACUCUAAACUCUAAAAAAACAAAACAUCUAUGAAUCAAAAAUCUUCACUUAAUCAAAACAAAAACAAAACCAAAAAAUAUAGAAAACAAACAUCUUAAAUUUUCCAUAUUUAUGUAGUAAAUGCAUCUUCCAAUAUUUAAUCUUAAAACUUAAAAACAAAUAUAAACAAAAAAUAAAAAAAAAAACACAAAGAAAAAUAUUUAAAAACAGAAUUUUCAAAUUCAUUCAAAAGUGAAAUGCAUGCAAAUGCGGGUGCAGAUCGAGGUGGAUCAUGGCGUUUACCACCCGAUGAAACCCUCCAAGUUCAAGAUCCAAAACAGAAAAACGAAGACCUAGAUUACGACGAAGGUCACAAUUGGCGUAGUAUUAUCUUUUCGUUAUUAGUAAUAAGUUUUGUAAUAGCCGGUAUCAUAACAGCGAUCUACCUCUUGGGGUACGUCGAUGAACUCCUUUAUUGGUCAGGCCGUCGUAUGAUACUCGAUGAGUACCUGCAAGGCGAUCUUACGCCGAAUCGGCUGCAACCAGCUUGGGUGACAACACGAAAGUAUGUCUUCCAAUCGGAUGACGGAGGAUUAGCCGUACUGGACACUGCCACGAACACCGUUCAAACCCUCGUUACAAAUCACACCCUCAGACAGUUGAACGUCCGAGGCUACCAUUGUUCAUAUGAUCUGCGAUACGUUCUAUUUAGGCAUAAUGUAAAGAAGAUUUUUCAACGGUCCUUUACCGCUUUCUAUACGAUAUACGAUGUUGAAAAUGACCAUCACAUGCCAGUGAAACUGAAGGACUCACCAAAAGUACAAAGAACUCGUCUACAGUACGCCGCAUGGUUGGGCAAUACAACGUCCCUAAUUAUUGUAGCUGACAACGAUAUAUAUUUAAGACAAUCACCGGCAGAGGAAGAGGACAUCCGUAUAACGAGCACAGGAUAUCAGAAUGUCAUUUAUAAUGGUAUUCCCGACUGGUUGUAUCAGGAGGAAAUCUUUUCGAAGCCUGAAGCGAUAUGGUCAUCACCGGAUGGCAGCCAAUUCAUGUAUGCCUCGUUUAAUGAUACCAACGUCGGCAUCAUGACCUAUCCGUGGCUGGCAUCGGGAGCGAUUAUAGCUGCAGGUGCUGGCAUGAGUUCGGGUAGUUCGUUUCCGGAAACAAAGAGUGUCCGAUAUCCAACGCCGGGCACCACAAAUCCUGAAGUCCAUUUGUGGAUAGUCGACAUAAGCAACCUGACGGAUAUCCAGAGGAAUUUAGUCAAGCCACCGCCAUCACUGGACGGACAGGAUUACUAUCUUACCUCAGCUGGUUGGGUUACACAGGGUAACCAUCAAAUCUCAACAGUUUACAUGAUGAGAUCACAGAACUACAGUAUAGUAGCUACGUGCUUUGCACCAAAUUGGACAUGCAUCGAUACGCAUUCCGAACGUGCCCCAGAAGAUGAAUGGCUGGAUAUAUUACCGCAUCCGGUCUUUUCGCCGGAUGGCGAUAGUUUUCUGAUAUUAGCAAGUAUACAGGAAUCUGGUACUGAACACUUUACCCAUAUCAAACAUGUGACGAUAACACAACAACGGAUAUCUGUUAUCUCACACGGACGUUAUGAGCAAGUUGCCGUUAUAACACAUGACAGAAAUCAGGUUUUAAAGAUUCUGUGUUGGGACACGGCGAAUCAUCUCGUCUAUUAUCUUGGAACACAAGAUAAAAAACCUGGACAACGACAUUUGUAUGUUGUCAAGGAUCCAGUGAGCGACGAUAGUCGAAAAAGUGAACCUCAGUGCAUUACCUGUGAUCUAGGCGAAGCGCUCUGGAGUAGCCGUUACUACUAUGUAAACUGUUCCCAUUUUGAUGCCUUCCUAACUCCAAAGUCUUCCAUAGCAACAGAGCUGGGUGUCGAUUUCUAUAUACUCGAGUGCCUGGGUCCGGGUCUCCCAGUGUCCGGAGUGCAUUCAGCGAAAACGCAUAGUCUGCAAAAAAUACUCUUCGACACGCGACCCUAUUACACGGAACGGUUGCAGGCAUUGGCUUUGCCAACUCAACGUUCCUUUGAAAUUCCCCUACCGCAUGGAAGCAGGGCUCAAGUACAACUACUCCUGCCGCCCAGCUGGAGGGAAGAGUUAAGGGAUGCCGCAUUUCCUGUGCUCGUCGAAGUAAAUGGGCGACCAGGAUCCGAAUCCGUUUCGGAGAAAUUUCGAAUAGACUGGGGGACGUACAUGUCCUCACGAAAUGAUGUAAUAUAUAUUCGGUUGGAUGUGAGAGGCGCCAAAGGACAAAGUAAAAAAUCACUAUACCGACAUUUGGGGGGAGUUGAGGUGCAGGAUCAAAUUUCCGUUCUAAGUUACUUACUAGACACGUUUAGCUUUCUAGACGAAACUCGUGUAGGCGUAUGGGGUUGGGGUUAUGGUGGAUAUGUUACUACCAUGGUAUUGGGCUCCCAGCAAGAAGUUUUCAAAUGUGGAAUAUCCAUAUCACCGAUAGCUGAUUGGUUAUUUUACAAUUCAGCCUUUACAGAACGUAUCCUUGGUCAGCCUGCUGAAAAUUAUAAGGGUUAUGUGGAAGCCGAUGCAACGCAACGUGCUAGGCACAUAAAAUCACAUUCGUUCUUCCUGAUGCACGGAUUGGCGGAUUCGACAGCGCCGUAUAUCCAUGGUGUUCAGCUGGCGAGAUCUCUUACUGAUGCUGGAGUUCUCUAUCGAUAUCAGACCUAUGCUGAUGAGGGUCACGAACUAAACGGAGUUCUGGAACACGUCUACUCAUCUAUGGAAAAUUAUUUCUCUGACUGUCUUAGCUUGGAUCCUGACGAUACAAAACCGACGGUAGAAAAAAUCGUUCCGCCUGAUUAGUAGUGAAUAUAGUUAAUAGUUUUAUAUUACAAAAUUAGUCUAUAAGAUAACAUAUACUAUAUAUUUAAUUAAAUUUAUAUAUUCUAAAUUUAAGUUUGAAUUUUGUGUUAAAAAUAAUUUACAUAAAUAAAUAAAUUAAAAAAAAAAGACAAACAAGUAAAAUGUUAUGUAAUAAAUUUUCAACUUUUAUUUAUUAUAUUGUAAAUUAUUUUCUUUUCAAUUGGAAUGUUAACAGCAAGUGCAUUAAAAUAAUUAUAAAAAAAUGUAAUUUAAUUAUAUCGAAUUAAGAAAAUCCAUUAAAUAUAAUAAAUAAACAUAAAAUCGUUCACCAUUUGCUAUAAAAUAAAAUAAAUAAAAAAAAAAGAAAACCCUUCAAAAACUUCAAUGCUUCCCAUUUUAUUAAAACAAAAAUAAUAAUUCAGAAAACAAAACUAAAUGAAUCUAUAGGAAAUAAACAAAAUCGACAAACAAAAAUAAAACAAACAUUUUGUACAUUUUCAACAUAUCAUUAACUGACAUUUCACUACUCUAGUAUAAUUAGCAUAAUCAAAAAAAAAUCAUUACAUAAAACAUUAACUUUAUAUUAAAAAACAAAAUACAAAACUUAAACAGGCAUAAUUUUUGAAGUAACAUAAUUUUAUAAUUUUUUUUAAAUACACGGAAUCUUGCAUCGAAUUCUAUCUUAACGCUUUCAAACAUCGACAGAUAGUAACUUUAUUGAUUUAAUGUAUGAAUAUAACUUCUCUUUUUAACUUUUUUUUAAAUUUUAUUAUUCUGGGGCACAAUUUUUCCAACAUUAAAUGCUCUAUUCCCCAAUGAUAGACAAGAUCCCAUGCAUUUUGAUUGUCAUUCAAAAUAUAGCCCAAAAAACAUAAACUCGGUUUGCAUUCACAAAUUUUUGCAAAAUUCUAAAAAGAUUCAAUCUUUUGUGAAGAUAAGAAGUUGAGUUAAAUUGAAAGAUUGAAUUUAUUGACUUUUUGAGAGUCUACAACCUUUAAGUAUGUACUUGGGGUAUUUUAGUAUUCAGAUCCUUUUUUACGUUUUUCUUAGUUUACUGCAGAAUUAUGUGAAAGAAAGAAACGUUCAAAAGAGUGUAAACAAUUGAAUGAGUUCUCAAAAGAUUGCAUUCAAUUCGAAACAAUGAUAAUAACAUUACAAGUCCAAUCUUUUAAAUGUAAAAUGAUUGUCAAGUGAUCAGCCAAUGAAUUAAAACUAACUCUUAAUAGGUUGAGACUUUUAAUUUCCACCAAACCAAGAAGAUAAUAUUUUUACUGUUUGAAUUAAAGCUUCUUUUUUAUUUCGUUUUAAAAAAUCAAAUCAAUAAUAAUUAAUAAAUAAUUCCUUCAUAAUUUUACACUAAAAUCUAAGUGCUUUUAAAAACGAAUCUUAAGAAAUUAUCGCUAACAAUCAAUUACUGCAACUUUAAUCUUAAGAUCUUUCUUCAUAAUAGAAAUUUAAACUAAAAGAAAUUAUAAAAAAACCUAAAUGAAUAAAUUUUGUACAUAAACGUUAAAUAUAAAUUAAUUUAAAUAAGUUUAUUAUAUUUCAAGAAAAUCAUCAAAGAAAAAUUUGUAAAUAUACAUUUUCUGAUAAGAAAAUUUAAAACCGAAAGUCUUCGUAAAAUUAAAACUUGGAAAAAGUCAUUUACAAAAAUAAAUAAUAAUAAUAAUAUGUAAUAAUUUUUGUGUAUGUACAUUUUUAAACUUGCGAUUGUUAAAAAUGAAUAUAAAAAAAAUAAUUAUAACUACAGGAAUUUUUGUUAUUUUUAAGUGAAGAAAAAACAACUUUUUGGAAAGAAAAAUUUAAAAUUAAAUAAUAAUUUUAUUUGUUAAAUUUAAUAGUUAAUUGAAAAUAAAUUUAUAUAUUCAAAUCAGUUAUUUUGUUUUGGUUAAAACUAGAGUUUAAAUAAUAAAAAACAAAAAUCAGAUAGCCAAAUGGUUGUGAAAUUCGCAAUUAGAGCUUAGGAUUAAAUUUAGGAAUUUGAAUUUAAAGCAAACAAAAAUCAAAGAAAGGAAUAUAAUCAUAAGAAUUGUCAUAAUAUAAUUAUGCGAUUAUUAUUACAUUAUUUAAAAAGAAAUUCUGUUUAAAUUUGUUUUUAAAAAAAUACUAUUAUUAUUAAUCAAUCAAACAAAUAAAAACUAAAACAAAUAGACAAAGGAAUCAAAUAAACAAAUAAACGAUCAUCAAAAAUUGAAAUGAUUUGCAAUAUUAAAAUACAAUAAAUAGAACAAAAAAUAAAAAAAAAAAACAAUCUUCCGAAAUAUUUAAUGUAUAGAUUUUAAUUUAAGUCGCAAAUACAUUUUAUGAACAAAAAAUAAUAAGAAAAAGUCACUCAUUUAUUAAUAUAAAUUAAAAUAAAAUACAAGAACUACUAUAGGCUAGGCAAUGAAUGAAAUUGAAAAAUAAGAAUAAAUUUACAAAACAAAAAAAAAUCAAUCAACAAAUUUGUAAAAAGAAAUAAAUGAGUUAAUAGAACAAUAACCAAUAAAAUUAAUAAGAAAAAAUUGUUCUAACGAAUAAAAUUUAUCAAUCAAAUUAUGCCUUGAUAGUUAAGAAAUAAAUAAUAAAUAAAUGAAAAUAAUAAUUGAAAUACAAAACUAGCUUACGAAAUAGUAAAAAAUUAUAGUUUUUUGGUUAUAUGUAUUAUUUUACAAUUAAUUCUAAUAAUAUUAUUUUCUUUGUGUUAUUUAAAUAAUGUGCAACACAUCUUUGGGUUUGUGAAUUAAAUGAUUUUAUUUUGAAAAUGAAUUUUAUUUUUGGGGUUGGCUGUUAAGUUGUUUACUUACAUUUAUGUUUUAGGUUUUUUACGUUAGCUUAACUUGUCGUGUAUCAGUGAAAGGAAAUACAG
Molecule: messenger RNA, 6021 nt
Organism: Eupeodes corollae
Lineage: Eukaryota; Metazoa; Arthropoda; Insecta; Diptera; Syrphidae
Product: inactive dipeptidyl peptidase 10-like
Exons: 13
Coding region: 582-3173 (863 amino acids)
Biological process (GO): proteolysis
Molecular function (GO): dipeptidyl-peptidase activity; serine-type peptidase activity
Source: RefSeq, a predicted model, not a curated record